Molecule: messenger RNA, 993 nt
Organism: Trichoplax adhaerens
Lineage: Eukaryota; Metazoa; Placozoa; Uniplacotomia; Trichoplacea; Trichoplacidae
Exons: 3
Coding region: 1-993 (330 amino acids)
Molecular function (GO): RNA binding
Source: RefSeq, a predicted model, not a curated record
AUGAAUGGCGAAGAAACUCAAGAAGUAGCCGAAGACGGCACUCGACUUUUUAUUGGCGGCCUAAGCUCUGAAGUGGAUAAUACCAAACUUCGUGAAGCUUUUCAGCAAUAUGGACGCUUAAGAGAAGCGUUCGUAACUGUUGAUAGGAUGUCGGGUAGAUCUCGUGGAUUUGGAUUUGUGUCGUUUUACGACCCGGAAGAUGCACAAGAUGCCAUUGACCAGAUGACUGGCAAGGAGCUAUGCGGUCGCAGCAUUCGGGUUAGUCAUGCUGUAAAACAAACUGAUCGAGAUUCAGGCAACGGCAGAAGAGGUGGCGGCGGCGGUCGAGGACGAGGUAGAGGUCGUGGUGGUGGCCCCGGAGGUUUCCGUCGUAAGCCAUAUAGCGAUCCUCGUGGAGGACGUGAUAUGGAUCGUGGUGGGCCUAGAGCAGGCGGUCCGCCACAAGAUUAUAAUAAUAACUACUACAAUAAAUAUGGUGGAGAUAGUGAUCGCCAACCGUAUUCGAGAGAAAAUCGCGAUAGUGGUAGUAGUUAUCGACCAGAAGCAGCCAGUUAUCAACCAGAUUACCGAAGUGCUCCUAGCAGCGGCUAUGGCACUAGUGCACCCUAUAAUAAGGAAGAACGAUACGGUGGCAGCCAACCCCAAAGUCGUGGCGGAUAUGGCCAGAGACGUGGUAGUGGUGGACACCGUGGUGGUUAUAGAAGUAAUGUCCCUUCCAACUCCUAUAGCGUAGAUGAUCGCAGUUCGCAAUCUCAUGCAGCGGGAAUGUAUCCUUCACGCGCAAGUGAAGGAUAUGCCCGCCGUGGCCAACCUUCAACUCCAGCAACUAGUGGUAGUGGUAGUAUGGGUGGUGGUGCUGCUGCAGCCGCUGCUGGUGUUGGCGGCGGCUAUCGAGGUAGCUGGAAAGAUAGCAACGCCAAUCGUGGCGAUCGUUUCGGAAGAGACAACCCAGCGAGGCAAUCUUAUCCUGCCCGGCCGGAAUACCAAUAUUGA